Molecule: messenger RNA, 3551 nt
Organism: Erinaceus europaeus (western European hedgehog)
Lineage: Eukaryota; Metazoa; Chordata; Mammalia; Eulipotyphla; Erinaceidae
Gene: CHAMP1
Product: chromosome alignment maintaining phosphoprotein 1
Exons: 2
Coding region: 178-2697 (839 amino acids)
Biological process (GO): protein localization to kinetochore; sister chromatid biorientation; attachment of mitotic spindle microtubules to kinetochore
Cellular component (GO): nucleoplasm; spindle
Source: RefSeq, a predicted model, not a curated record
CCACCAUUAGGGAGCGGCGCGGAGGCCUGGCCGCCUUCUCUGUGCGGAGCUGCUGGGCCGGGCGCCGCGGGUGAGGUGGCAUCGCGAAGGGCGGCUGAGGGCGACAGGGAGGAGGAGAAAGCACUUUGAAAACCUCUAAAGGAUACACUUGUGCGCUCUCUCACUUCAUCAGGGAAGAUGGAAGUACUCCGGGAACCCCAGAUGCUGUUGGCACGUCUGGAGUGUGAGCACUGCGGCUUCCGAGGUUCCGACCGUGAGAAUGUACAGAUCCACAUGGGGACAGUCCAUCCCGAGUUCUGUGAUGAGAUGGAUGCCGGUGGGCUAGGGAAGAUGAUAUUUUACCAGAAGAGUGCAAGACUGUUUCACUGCCACAAGUGUUUCUUCACCAGCAAGAUGUACUCUAAUGUGUAUCACCACAUCACGGCCCAGCAUUCAGGUCCAGAGAAAUGGGCCGAGAAACAAAAGAAUCAGUCAAACAAAGACACAGAGUCUGGGAAAAGUCCUUUUUGGGAACUGCAGAAAACACCCUCUAACUCCGCAGAGCUCCUUAGAGCUGGGCCCACCGUUGCCAUGGAUACGCAGAAACCUGCCCCAGUUCUGUGUCCAGAGCCAAAGCCCACUUGUGAGUCCCCGUUGGAGCACCAGCCCAGCUCCACUGCUUCUCCUGAGCACCAGGAACCUCCUGCCCCUGUCUCGUCUCCAGAACUUUCCAGACCAACGCCUGUUUCUGAGUGCCAGAAACUAAUUCCCAUUCCUUCCCCUGAAGCACAGAGACUUGCUCCUGUGUCACCUGAGCCUGUGAAGGCUACUCUGCCCAAUCCCAGGUCACAGAAGCACUCCCACUUCUCAGAAGUAUUGGGGCCUCCUUCAGCCUCAUCCCCAGAGUCACCAGUUCUGGCUGCUUCGCCUGAGCCUUGGGGGCCACCCCCCUCUGUGUCUCCAGAGUCCCGGAAGCCAGGCCAGACGCUCUCUCCUGAGCCUUGGGGGCCAUCCCCCUCUGUGUCUCUGGAGUCCUGGAAGCCAGGCCAGACGCUCUCUCCUGAGCCUUGGGGGCCACCCCCCUCUGCGUCUCCAGAGUCCCGGAAGCCAGGCCAGACGCUCUCUCCUGAGCCCCGGAAGCCAUCUCCGGCAGAGUCUCCUGAGCCCCGGAAGCCACUCCCCGCUGUCUCCCCUGAGCCCAGGAGGCCAGCCCCGGCUGCAUCUCCAGGCUCUUGGAAGCCAGGGCCCCCCGGGUCCCCCAGAUCUUGGAAAUCUGGCUCUUCAGCAUCCUCUGGACCUUGGAAACCAGCUAAGCCUGCCCCCUCUGUGUCCCCUGGGCCUUGGAAGCCAAUUCCAUCUGUGUCCCCUGGGCCUUGGAAGCCAGCUCCGUCGGUUUCCCCUGCAUCCUGGAAGUCAUCUUCAGUCUCUCCUGGUUCCUGGAAAACUCCUCCUACAUCUCCGGAGUCAUGGAAGUCCGGCCCGCCAGAGCUCCGGAAGACAGCUCCCCCUUUGUCACCUGAACAUUGGAAGGCGGUUCCUCCAGUGUCCCUUGAGCUCUGCAAAGCAGGCCCCUCCCUGUCCCCAGAGAUCCGUAGUCCAGCAGGGUCCCCAGAGCUCAGAAAGACCCCGGGGUCCCCAGAACUGUGGAAGCUUUCUCCUGAGCAGCGGAAAGCGGCUGCACUUGAUUUCCCUGAGCCCCAGAAAGGCGCCUGUGGUGCUGCCCCUGAUCUCUGGAAGUCUUCCUUUUUCAUGGAGCCUCAGAAGCCUGUCUUCCCUGACGCCCGGAAGCCAAGCCCCUCUGGACCUUCAGAAUCCCCUAAAACGUCCUCUGACAUCUGGAAGCCCGUUCUCUCUGUUGACACCGAGCCUAGGAAACCCGCUCCAUUUCCUGAGUCCACCACAACGGUUUCGCCCACUUCGUCUGAGCCACGGAAGCGCACCCUUUUCCCAGAGCCUCGGAAGCACACCCUUUUUCCUGAGCUUCCCAAAGCGGCUGUCUUCACAGAGUCUCAGAAAGCUGUUGGAGAGUUACCAACAGAAUCCAUAGAUGACCAAGAAUAUGAUCUCUUGUCUCGGGAGGAACUAUUAGCCUCACCUAAGAAGCUUGCAGAGGACGUUUUAUUUCCCUCUAAGAAGCUCAAGAGAGACAAUCAGGAGAGCUCUGAUGCUGAACUCAGCAGCAGUGAGUAUGUGAAGACAGACCUGGACGUCGUGGACAUCAAGGGCCAAGAGUCGAGCAGUGACCAGGAGCAGGUUGACGUGGAGUCCGUUGACUUUGGAAAAGAAAAGACAGACAUGACUGGCCCAGAGCAGUCCAAAAACGUGCUGCAGUUCACUGAGGAGAAGGAGGCUUUCAUCUCUGAGGAGGAGAUUGCAAAGUACAUGAAGCGAGGGAAGGGAAAGUAUUACUGCAAGAUCUGCUGCUGCCGUGCCAUGAAGAAGGGCGCUGUCCUGCACCACCUGGUGAACAAGCACAAUGUCCACAGCCCGUACAAGUGUGCCAUCUGCGGGAAGGCUUUUCUGUUGGAAUCUCUCCUCAAAAAUCACGUAGCAGCCCACGGGCAAAGUUUACUUAAAUGUCCACGUUGUAAUUUUGAGUCAAAUUUUCCUAGAGGCUUUAAGAAACAUUUGACUCACUGCCAGAGCAGGCAUAACGAAGAGGCGAGCAGGAAGCUGAUGGAGGCUCUUGAGCCACCACUGGAAGAGCAGCCUGUGUGAGCUGCUGUUGGCUGCAGGUGCCGGGCUUCCAGGGAGCUCUGGGGCAGUGGGUGCAGUGUGUCCAGUGUGUUCGAGUAGUGUCAGCGGAGAGGAGAGUAAGCACUCGGUGGCUUCUUCAUGCUCUCUGUGUGGCUUAGAAGUCAUAGUGUUCAUUCCAGAGCAGCAGAUUCCACUCAUUUCUUUCAGUGUUUAUGAGUACUGUGGAGAGCUAGACAUUCCAUUGAAUGAACAAAUUGUAUUGUUAUAAACAUCUAGUUAAUGUGUAUGUUUUUGUAAGAGUGAUCUCUUUCACACAGUGAAAAUUAUUGGAGUGUGUAGGUGUGAGAAUUUGAGAAGUGUAUCUCUAGUUACAACCUUUCUGGUUUGAUACAUAGAACUGUACAGCUCAUCUAUUUCUGGGCAGCUUUGAAGAUGUGGGAAGUGCAGUCUCAGGAUUGCUGGCUGUCUGCUGGUGGGAAAAAGUAGGCUUCACAGACAGUCUCUAGCCUCGUGUAGGAGACUGACAGCGACGGUGACUGUAGGCGUUGUCUCUGCUUGUUUCCUUGGAAUCUUUCUGUCUGUAUCUUCCUGAGAUCUGGUCUGUGCCUUCCUGUGAGCUCUCACCAACAGGCCUCUCUUAGUAGAAGCCAGGUGGUUCAGCCUUUGUACCUCCUCCUCUUGGGUCUGCUUCAGGCCGGCUGAAUACCUUCUGGACCCACAGUAGGCGUUUUAUAAAUAGGCAUUUCAGUUUGAGGCUUUGUCGAUGUCACGUUUUCAUAGCUGCUGUAAAUACCUUGUGUUUAUCAGUGUGUUAUUUUAAUUUAAAAUACUUUGUUAACAAGUAUUAAUCAAAUAAAAACAGGCUUUCAUGUCAA